UCGAGCCGCAUUGGUUUCGUAUCGGCCAAAGGGUCACGUUACCUGAACCGCAUUUGUGCGUAACAAAAUUUUCUACGUGCUUUUGAAGCGAUAAAACGUCCCAAAUUACAUUCCGAUAGCGUUUGCGAAACCCAUUUGUGGGGGCACCGGCUGGAUCAGUUGAUGGGCGGUGUUUUUGACGGCGUUACGUGAGAUUUUAUCCAUUCAUAACAGCAAAGAUAAAUGUGUCUACAGCGAGGACGUUUACCUGGCCCCAUGGCGAUGUGGCUUUGACGGGGGGCACCGCUCGGCCCGGAUGUGACCUUUGCCUUGUCGUGCCGACUGCAUCAGCGUCGCAAUGGCAGGCUUCGACCCCUGGGUGAUCCCGCCCGAAUCUCGGGUGAAGUUCGACGCCCAGUACCGUCAGAUGCAGCCAGCGGGAGGAUUUAUAACUGGUGAACAAGCCAAGAAGCUGUUUCUCCAGUCGGGCUUACCUCCUGCAGUUCUUGCCAAAGUUUGGUCUCUUGCGGACAUGGAUGCGGAUGGCAGGAUAAACCAGCACGAGUUUGCUGUGGCUCUGCACCUCAUCCAGAUGAAACUGAAAGGCAUCGAGCUGCCGGCAACCUUACCGGCCACUCUACGGUCACCAACAACAUUCCCCACUGCAAACUUUGCCGCUGCCUUUGGACCCCCUCUCGAGUCCGUGGGUUCACCUGUCACUCAACCUCUAGUCAACCCGGUGGCUCCCGUUUCGGGUCCUGCCUUUCCCAUGGCACCCUCUCCUCCAACCUUGGCUGGCACCCCCCAUCCAUCACCGCUGGGCAUUCUACCUGGUGUUGGCAUCCCACCCAAGCCACCAGCGCCUGCCUUUCCGCCACCUCCUGCUGCCUCCACGCCUCCUGCACUGACUGAGUGGGCUGUGCCUCAGCCUUCAAAGCUCAAGUACACCCAGCUGUUCAACUCCCACGACCGAAGCCGUAGUGGAUUUCUCGGUGGUGGCCAGGCACGCACCAUUUUACUCCAAUCAGCCUUGCCUCAGCCUGUUCUUGCCCAGAUCUGGAACCUGUCAGACAUCGACUCUGACGGACGACUAACGUGCGAGGAGUUUGUUCUAGCAAUGCACCUCGUUGACUGCGUGAAAGCGGGGGAUGCGUUGCCAGCCAAGCUUCCUCUGGACUUGAUACCACCGUCGUACCGACGCAAGCGGUCAGACAGCGUUCAGUCCACAGGCCCUGUACCCGAGUUGCUGGGCGCACUGCCGGGCGAGGUGACGAUCGAUGACAAGAACAUGGCCACCUUUGAGGACAAACGGCGAGCAAAUUUCGAAAAGGGCCAGGCAGAGCUGGAGAAGCGUCGACAAGCACUUCUCGAGAGUCAGCGCAAGGAGCAACAGGAGAGGGAACGCAAGGAACGUGAGGAGCAGGAGAAGAGAGAACGCAUACGGCAAGAACAGGAGAGGCGUCGUCAGCUGGAACUCGAGAAGCAGCUGGCCAGGCAACGAGAGAUUGAGCAGGAGAAAGAGGAACAGAGACGGAAAGCGCUGGAACAAAGAGAGGCUGCACGGCGAGAGAUGGAGCGGCAACGGCAGUUAGAAUGGGAGAAGCAGCGGAUACAGGAGCUGCUCUCCCAGAAGCAGCGGGAGCAGGAGAACGUCAGCCGGCUUAAAGGGCAUCGGAAAGCGCUCGCGCUACAGAUUGAACAAGUGGAGAACAAAAUUAACGAGGCCAACCAAAAACUGGCAGACACCAAGAAAGGUGUUGCCGAGAUGAAAGCAUGCAUCGACGAGAUGAGGGUAGAGAGGGACACCAAAAUGAGGGAGCUCAACGAAGCAAGACUAGAACUGAAGGAAAUCGGGGACAAAAUGCUUCUCUUGAAUCAAGAGAAACUUAGCCAUCAAGGCCGAUUGAAAACAAUUGGAGCCAGCACUAAUUACUCCCUCGCAAUGAACAGUUGUGGGAAUAAGGAGAUCAGCCUAAACAUGUUGAGGUCAACGUUGGCCAGCCUCAAGAAGGAAACGGAGCUCAAGCAACAAGACGUCGACAACAACAAUGCUCAGCUAAAGGAGUUGAAAGACAGAUUAGCUGACCUAGUGCAGCAGAAUGAGGCGUUGACACGAGAAUUCACUCAGAAGAAGCAACAAGUUAUAGCACUAAAGAAGCAGAAGAACAGUUCCAUAGCGUCAGACACUUGGAACGACAACUCAGACUUUGCAUCUGCAGAUUCGUGGCCAGGUGAAAGCACUCAGCCUGAGCCUGCCUCUGGUCUUGUAAAAUACAGAGCGCUAUAUGCGUUUGAAGCAAGAAACGCUGAUGAGCUUUCCAUUAUGCCGGGAGACAUUAUCAUGGUGCAGGAGAACCAGCACGGGGAACCGGGUUGGCUUGGGGGAGAGCUGCAGGGCAAGACAGGCUGGUUUCCAGAGUCUUACGUCGAGAAGGUGGUCACCUCGCCCACUGGCGGUUUUCCUACAGGCAACGACGGAGGGGCCACAGUGGCCGCCGCGGCCGAGACCGUACACAUCGUGGGAACCGAGAUGAAGAUGACCCUGGAAGGAAUUUCCGAGGCCCCGGAGAAUGGUCGCGAGCCAGCACUGGACGAAGUGGUGGCGCCCGAUGUUCUGCAGCCCUCGGAGAACUCCUGCUUUACCCAACUGCCCCGGGGGGCACCCAGUGUAGACACCACAUCUCCUGUACCUGGUGAGGGAGAAGCUGCCCCUCAGGGCUUGCAGGCACAAGCGCUGUUUCCAUGGCGAGCGAAGAAGGAAAACCAUCUCACCUUCAACAAGGGUGACGUCAUUGCAGUCAAGGAGCAGCAAGACAUGUGGUGGUACGGCGAGUUCCAAGGAAAGUUGGGCUGGUUUCCGAAGUCGUACGUCAGGCUUAUCUCUGGACCAGUGAAGACAUUCAACAGCAACCAGGUUUCAGAUUUACAAGAAUACGGAGAUGUGCCUCCUGAACCCCCAGCUGAUUUCCCAGUUACGACUGAGGAGAAGUUCGUUGCACUGUAUGCAUACCAGUCUCAGGAGCCGGGUGACUUGAGCUUCAACGCUGGUGACGUGAUUAGUGUUAGCAAGAAGGAAGGGGAGUGGUGGACGGGCACGCUGGCUGGCCAGACGGGAAUCUUCCCCAGCAACUACGUGCGCCUGUACGAGCCAGAAGUCAAGGAGGAGAAGGCAGCGUCUGCUGCUGGUGAAAUUCCUAUGAACACAACUUCCACAUUGCCGACCAACGAAGAGUUGGGCUUCGCUGGAGCGGAGGUACAGCCAGCAAGACCAGAAACUCCACAGAGUGACGGCAAGGUGAAGAACUCCAAAAUGAUCAAGAAGCCAGAAAUCGUGUCUGUCAUAGCCCCUUACAAGGCAACUGGGCCGGAGCAGCUGACGUUGGAGAAAGGCCAGCUCAUUCAAGUGCGGAAGAAGACUGACAGUGGCUGGUGGGAAGGGGAACUGCAGGUUAAAGGGAAGAAGCGGCAAACUGGGUGGUUCCCUGCUACUUACGUGAAAGUUCUAGGUGGAAGUGGCGCGAACAGCAGCCGGAACUCUCCUGUUCCUGCAGCAUUUGGCUCCAGCACUCGUGGAGAACAAGUGCGUGCCUUGUUUCCGUUCAUCGGGCAGCAGGAGGACGAGUUGUCCUUCCAGAAAGGCGAUGUCCUGGUUGUGCUGAGCAAGGAAGACUCCUCCUGGUGGAAAGGGGAGCUGGCGGGUCGAGUGGGCCUGUUCCCGGCCAACUACGUCGAACCCCUUGACAGGCCGGUCGACAAAUGUGGCAGCCUGCAGGAAAUCCUGUUCAGCGCAUCGCUCAGCACUCGGGAGAAGAAACGUCAGGGUCACAUCUACGAACUCAUCUCCACGGAGGAGAACUACGUCAAGGACCUGGUCCUCGUCAAAGAGGUGUUCUACCGGCCCAUGAAACAGUCAUCGCUCUUGGCCGACGACGAGGUGAAGCUCAUCUUCGUGAACUGGCCCGAGCUCAUCAUGAGCAACACCAAGAUGCUCAAGUCGUUCAGGGUACGCCAGCGUAUGAGCGAAGAUGGCGUCAUCGAAAUGAUCGGAGACAUUCUCUGCGAAAGUCUGCCUUACCUGACUCCGUACGUGAGGUUCUGCAGCUGCCAGGUGCGGUCCAUGGCCUUCAUUCAGCAGCGGUCCGAGAACGACCCUCGCUUCAAGGCGUUCACCAGGGAGUUUUGCAAGAACCCGCGAACGCGAGGCAUGCCGUUCACCAGUUUCCUGCUCAAGCCCAUGCAGAGGAUGACCAAGUAUCCUCUCAUGAUCAAGAAGAUCCGUGAGUACACGGACGCCAGUCACCCGGACCUGGGCUACCUGGACGAGGCGCUGGAGAAGGCCGAGCAGCUCUGCAGCCAGAUCAACGAGGCUGUCAAGGAGCGCGAGAACGCCGAUCACCUGGAGUGGGCGCAGUCGCACAUUCAGUGCAACGGGAUCUCCGAGAGGCUCGUCUUCAACUCGCUCACCAACAUCCUCGGCUCCAGGAAGUUCCUCCACUCGGGGUCCCUCACCAAGGUGAAGAGCGGCAAGGAGCUGGUGGGCUUCCUGUUCAACGAUUUCCUCCUGCUGGCGCAGCCGAUGCGCGACGUCGGCAGGGUCACCAACGUAUUCAUGUCCGACAAGGCGAUGAACGCCUCCUACAAGCUGUACAAGCAGCCCCUGUUCCUGAACACCGUGCUGGUGGAAGACUGCUCGGACGGAGCGGGCAGCCCGUCGGACGACACCUUCCAGAUAUCGGUGCCCGACGCACCCCGGAACGUUCUUCGAGCGGCCAACGCCAACGAGAAGCUACUGUGGGUCAAGAAGAUCAAAGAGGCGGCGCACAACUACCGCGACACGGAGGCCAAGAAGAUGAAGGUCUCAGUGACCCGGAGACCAGCUGUCGGCCAAUUAAAGCUAGUCGUAGUGCAAGCAUGCGAUCUCAACCUGAAGGACGUUCAAGGCCAGUGCGACCCGUACUGCGAGGUGAGCAUGGCCUGCCAGGAGCACAAGACGCACGUCGAGACGGCCACGAGCAGCCCGCAGUGGAACAGCUCCAUGCAGUUCCUGGUCAGGGACCUGCGUAGGGACGUCCUCUGCAUCACCGUCUUCAACCGCGAGCUCUUUUCGCCCAACGACUUCCUCGGCCGCACCGAGGUUCGCGUGUGGGACAUCGUGCGGGAGACCCGGCAGACGCGGGGUCCCAUCACCAAGCAGCUGCGGCUCUUCGAGGUGGACCAGGGCGAAGUGGUCAUCCGGCUGGACCUGCACAUCUUCGAGUCGUGACGGCCACGCGCCUCCUGCCGCUUCCGGCAGCGCCCGUCGUGUCCUCGCCGCGAAAGUCCAUUGUUGUUCUUUUUCAAUGUACGAUGCCAGCUUCUGCGUGCGGGCACCCUGUCGAAGGCCAUCGCGGGUAAUCUCCUCUUCUGGUAACGGUGCAGCGAACGGCGCUCCCAUUUCUUGCGCGCGGUUUCGCGAAGCUU
Rhipicephalus microplus (southern cattle tick) is the source of this 5439-nucleotide messenger RNA. Its product is annotated as intersectin-1. Gene Ontology annotation, biological process: positive regulation of Rho protein signal transduction. NCBI's taxonomy places the organism in Eukaryota, Metazoa, Arthropoda, Arachnida, Ixodida, Ixodidae. The record is from RefSeq and is a predicted model, not a curated record. Gene Ontology annotation, molecular function: guanyl-nucleotide exchange factor activity; protein binding; calcium ion binding.